This is a messenger RNA of Artibeus jamaicensis (Jamaican fruit-eating bat), 774 nucleotides long. RefSeq lists its product as uncharacterized. The coding region runs from base 67 to 774 and encodes 235 amino acids. Gene Ontology annotation, biological process: cell surface receptor signaling pathway. The transcript has 4 exons. Gene Ontology annotation, cellular component: plasma membrane. The record is from RefSeq and is a predicted model, not a curated record. NCBI's taxonomy places the organism in Eukaryota, Metazoa, Chordata, Mammalia, Chiroptera, Phyllostomidae.
GGCUGCUGGAGUCACCCAGUCCCCAAGACACCUCAUCCAAGGCCAUGGUGGGGAGGCCGUUCUGAAAUGCCACCCCAUCUCCGGACACAACCGUGUGUACUGGUACCAGUAGGCUCAGGGGCAGGAACCCAGGCUCCUCAUUCGAGAGCACAGUCACGGGGACAAAGGUAUCCAGUCUCCUGGGGCCUCAGCUGGAACCAAGGGAGACUCACCCAUGACCACCCAGAGACCUGGGCUCAGGUGGCCGGGCUCCCACCAGUGGAACCAGAAGACGUGACAUCCUGCCCUGGAGUAGCAAUGGUCUCCAGGCUCUUCUUCUACAUGGGUCUUUGUCUCCUGUGGGCAGGACACCUGGAUGCCACAGUCACUCAGAGUCCAAGAUACAAGGUCACGGGGACAGAAAAGAAAGUGACACUGAGUUGCCACCAGACUUAUAACUACGACUAUAUGUACUGGUAUCGACAAGAUCCGGGUCACGGGCUGAGGCUGAUCUAUUAUUCAUAUGGUAUCGGCAGCAUCGACAGAGGAGAUGUCCCUGAUGGAUAUGGUGUCACUAGAUUAAAUACAGAGGACUUCUCUCUCAUGCUGGAGUCAGCCACCCCCUCCCAGACGUCUGUGUACUUCUGCGCUAGCAGUGAGUCCACAGUGCUGCACAGCUGCCUCCUCUCUGCACAGAAAGUGUCAGUAGAAAGCCUAGGGUUGCACUCUGAGUCCUGGCCCAACCCCCAGGAAGUUUCUGACAGUGUGGGCGCCUUACAGAACUGGACACUAUGA